Messenger RNA from Olea europaea var. sylvestris, 588 nucleotides. RefSeq lists its product as uncharacterized. The record is from RefSeq and is a predicted model, not a curated record. Bases 1 to 588 code for a protein of 195 amino acids. The transcript has a single exon. NCBI's taxonomy places the organism in Eukaryota, Viridiplantae, Streptophyta, Magnoliopsida, Lamiales, Oleaceae.
AUGUCGAGACAACAACAAAAUCAAGGUACGAUCAUCAGAGAUUUGCUAAGGGCGGUACAAGAUUUGGGUAGGCAACAAGCACAGGGUGGUCCCCGUGGUACAAACGCUAACAACACCAGCUCAAUCGUGGAACAGUUCCGUCGCUACAAACCCCCAACCUUCGAUGGUAAGGCAGACCCACUAGCAGCUGAAGAAUGGAUAAGAGGAAUGGAGCGAAUCUUCAAACAUCUAUCUUGCACUGAUGCUCAAAAGGUGUUAUGUGCAGAAUUUAUGUUGGUUGACGCGGCAGGCCAUUGGUGGGAGUCAGCAUCUCGCACUAGAACAGAAGCACAACAACGUGCUCUGACUUGGACGCAAUUUAAGGAGGAAAUGAUGGGAAAAUACUUCCCACAAGCCCUGAGGGAUCGCAAGGAGACAGAAUUCCUUCAACUCAGACAAGGAAAGACGAAACUUGAAGAAUAUGAAAGAAAAUUCGAACAACUCUCAAGAUAUGCACCACACCUAGUGGAUACUGAAGCAAAGAAAGCAAGGAGGUUUGAACUUGGAUAUUGGUGGAAUAAUGGCAUCCCACCAAUUCACCACCUAUAG